UCAUUUCCGUCCGCCGAGGAACAGAGAUAGCAGCCGGCGGAGUUGCGGGCAGAGAGCCUCGGCGGGAGUUCCCUGGUCGCAAGUGGCAAGUGAGCCACGGUCAGGCACGGCUGGUGCCAGGGAUGGCCGAGGUGGAGGCCCAGGGCCGCCUGUGGCUGGAGAGUCCCCCUGGGGGCGCGCCCCCCAUCUUCCUGCCCUCGGACGGGCAAGUCCUUGUCCUGGGCCGGGGACCCUUGACCCAGGUUACGGACCGGAAGUGCUCCAGAAACCAAGUGGAGCUGGUCGCAGAUCCCGGGACCAAGACCGUGGCAGUGAAACAGCUGGGAAUUAACCCCUCAACUGCUGGGACCCAGGAGCUGACUCCUGGGUCAGAAGGUUCUCUGAGGGUGGGGGACACACUGUAUUUGGUCAACGGCCUCCACCCACUAACGCUGCGCUGGGAAGAGGUCUGCACGCCUGAAUCCCAGCAAGACACUCCGCCCGGCACCCCUCCGGUGGCUCCAGACGUGGCAGAGGAUGUUGAGCCGCAGAAAAAGCGGAUGCGGAAGUCAUCCCCCGGCUGGGAGAAGUUCGAGAAGCUGCUAGUGUUUACUGCUCCUGGGGUGAAGCCCCGCAGCAAGGUGGCCGGCUUUGAUCUGGAUGGGACCCUCAUCACCACACGCUCUGGGAAGGUCUUUCCCACUGGCCCCAGCGACUGGAGGAUCUUGUACCUUGAGAUUCCGCGUAAGCUCCGGGAACUGGAUGCUGAGGGCUACAAGCUGGUGAUCUUCACCAACCAGAUGGCCAUUGGGCGCGGGAAGCUGCCGGCAGAGGAGUUCAAGGCCAAGGUGGAGGCUGUGGUGGAGAAGCUGGGGCUCCCCUUUCAGGUGCUGGUGGCCACGCACGCCGGCUUGUACCGGAAGCCGGUGAUCGGCAUGUGGGACCAUCUGCGGGAGCAGGCCAACGAGGGUGUGCCCAUCUCCAUCGGGGACAGUGUCUUCGUGGGAGGGGGGUGUGUCUUCUGUGUUCCAGACGCAGCUGGACGCCCAGCCAACUGGGCCCCUGGGCGGAAGAAGAAAGACUUCUCUUGUGCAGACCGUCUGUUUGCGCUCAACCUCGGCCUGCCCUUCGCCACACCAGAGGAGUUCUUUCUGAAGUGGCCCGUCGCCAGCUUCGUGCUCCCCACCUUUGACCCGAGAACUGUCUCUCCCUCGGGGCCGCUCUACCUCCCUGAGUCCAGCUCCCUCUUGAGCUCCGACCCUGAAGUGGUGGUCGCCGUGGGAUUUCCUGGGGCUGGCAAGUCCACCUUCCUCCAGGAGCACCUCGUGUCGGCGGGCUACGUCCACGUGAACAGGGACACGCUGGGCUCGUGGCAGCGCUGUGUGACCACGUGCGAGACCGCUCUAAAGCAAAGGAAACGGGUCGUGAUCGACAACACCAACCCAGACCCUCCGAGCCGGGCCAGGUACAUUAAGUGUGCCCGGGACGCGGGGGUCCCCUGCCGCUGCUUCCUCUUCACGGCCACCCUGGAGCAGGCACGCCACAACAACCGGUUCCGGGAGAUGACAGGCUCCUCUCACGCCCCCGUGUCCGACGUGGUCAUGUACGGCUACAGGAAGCAGUUCGAGGCCCCGACUCUGGCGGAAGGAUUCUCAGCGAUCCUGGAAAUCCCGUUCCGGCUGAAUCUGGAGCCUCCGCUCGAGCGGUUGUACUGCCAGUUCUCGGAGGGCUGAGCGACCCCCACCCCCCCCACCCCCCCCAAUAAAUUCUGGUUUUCUUUAAGCUUGGGCAGCACUGUGCUGGGAAGAAGGGUGGUCUGCCAGGGGAGGACAGGCCCCCUGGCCAGGCCCCAGGCAGGGCCUCAAGGCCUGGGACUCCGUGGGCUGCGCACUCGCCGGCAGAGGGUGGUAACCAUGGCUGUGGGCACCCUCGAUAGAAGCUGGGGAACCCCCCAAGGGCAGGACCCCAAAGGAAUGGGGGGGGGCCUCUUCCCGGCCUGUGGCUGCCCAGCCGCAAAGCCAACCAAGGAGCACGAGUGAUGGGACCCUGAGGAUGAGAGCUGGAUCCCGCGUUUGGUGAGAAACUGCAGCCUACACUUGAUGGGGGGGGGGGGGGGGUCCCAGGUAGUGUUUGCUGCCAGCCGAGUGCGGCCUGUUGAAUCCAGAGGGACAGAGGAGCGCCGCCCAGGGAGGACAGGCCACCAGCCACGGCCCACUGGGGACGGAGCAGCCACUGAAGACAGAGGCAGCUCCACAAAGGUGCCCGUGAGCUCAGAAGUGGCCUCCCUCGGAAAUCUGUGAGAAACGCACGUUCCCGGUCCCCACCGCUGAAGGACUCAGACCUGGGGCUGGGCUCGUCUCUCCCCCCCCCCC
This is a messenger RNA of Zalophus californianus (California sea lion), 2351 nucleotides long. It is a transcript of the gene PNKP, whose product is annotated as polynucleotide kinase 3'-phosphatase. The coding region runs from base 123 to 1712 and encodes 529 amino acids. Gene Ontology annotation, biological process: DNA repair. Gene Ontology annotation, cellular component: nucleus. Gene Ontology annotation, molecular function: ATP-dependent polydeoxyribonucleotide 5'-hydroxyl-kinase activity; polynucleotide 3'-phosphatase activity; protein binding. The transcript is spliced from 17 exons. NCBI's taxonomy places the organism in Eukaryota, Metazoa, Chordata, Mammalia, Carnivora, Otariidae. The record is from RefSeq and is a predicted model, not a curated record.